CUUAAGAACAUUCAGAAAAUGACAAUGACACUGGUAGAGAGCACUUUUUUCACAGAGAGGUUUCCAAAAAACACAUUCUAUUGAUACCCAUACCUAACUCCGAUCGGUGCAUACCCCAAUCUUUCCUAUACCUCUCCCUAUUUUUUUUAUUCCUAGACUAAGCACUGGUUUCUUAAAAACAAUGAAGAAAGAAUAGUAUCCUCUAACGAGUAGGUACAGCGGAGAAAAGUUUGUGCUAUCCCACACUGAAGAUACUCUUAUGUAUCCUUUCAUUGGCUGCACCUGCUGACGUGUACAUAUGCCAGGAGGUAGCCAUUCGUAGUCGUCCUCACCAUCCCAUUCCUCAUAAUCUAUAAAACAGGCCAAGAGAAGAAAAAUUCACAAGCUCUCUCACAAAUCAGUCCUGAGAUCCCAAGAUAACACCGCACCAUGAAUGCCUUUCCCACCCGACGACUCUUCCUCCUCCUGAGUACUCUCUUCCUUCUCUCCUAUCUCCCAACACCAUCUUCUUCUUCUUCUGGACCUCUGUCCACAUCAUCAUCUGUAGUUCUCUGCAACAAAGACGACUACGCAGCACUUAUGAAGAUCAAGGCAGCAUUUCACAAUGCAUCUUACUUCGCCUCGUGGAUCCCCAACACCGAUUGCUGCAACUGGACCUCCGUCAAGUGCGGUGACAACUCCAACAGUACAAAUCGCAUCACCAGCCUCUACAUCGCCAGUGCAGCUUUCAUCUUCGGCCAUAUCCCUGUUGACGUGGGCGACCUCCCAUACCUCGAAAGCCUCGUUUUAAUAGAAAACCUCAAAGUCACCGGAACCAUUCCUUCCACCAUUACAAAGCUCAAGUUCCUCGGCAAUCUCGCACUCUCCCAUAACAACCUUUCUGGUCCAAUUCCUUCUUUCCUCAGCCAACUCCCCAACCUCCAUAGCCUCGAUCUCAGCACCAACCAGUUCUCUGGUUCGAUCCCCUCCUCCCUCUCCGACCUCCCCAAAUUAAAACAGAUCAUCCUCAACAGCAAUAGUCUCACCGGAGUAAUCCCGGAAUCAUUCGGGAAAUUCCAAAGUCGACAGUCUUUCUGGCUCGACCUCUCUAACAACCAACUCUCCGGUGAAAUCCCGAAAUCGUUUGGGGACAUUGAUUUCUUCGAGAUCGACUUAUCUGGGAACAAGUUUGUAGGGGAUGCGUCGAUGUUGUUCAAGGCAAAUGGGUCGACUGAGAUGAUUGAGCUAUCGAUGAACCAGAUGUUGGAGUAUAAUCUAUCCAAUGUGGAGAUCGGGAAAAACCUUAUGUACUUGCGCAUUUCGCACAACAAGAUCUUUGGAAGCAUACCAGAAGCUGUAACGAGAAUGAGCAAUUGGCAGUACUUUGACGUGAGUUAUAAUCUUUUAUGUGGGAAGAUCCCCCAAGGUGGAAAUCUUCAACAAUUCGAUUCAUCCUCCUUUUACCCUAACAAGUGCCUCUGUGGUGCACCGCUUGCUGCUUGCAAGUAA
Molecule: messenger RNA, 1488 nt
Organism: Macadamia integrifolia
Lineage: Eukaryota; Viridiplantae; Streptophyta; Magnoliopsida; Proteales; Proteaceae
Product: polygalacturonase inhibitor 2-like
Exons: 1
Coding region: 430-1488 (352 amino acids)
Molecular function (GO): protein binding
Source: RefSeq, a predicted model, not a curated record